UCCCAUGUGAUAGCGCAAGCUCCUUCACGUUCACAUUCACACUAUUUCACGCAUUUCAUUGUACUAGCACUGGCGAGACAACGUGCGGUCACGGUGCGACGAUUUUCAAUUACUUUUACGACUCUGAUCUCUUAACCAACGGCUUCUUUCCAUAGAUAAAGAUGUACAGAUUACCAACUGUUUUGCGUAACGCAGCUUCGCGCCAAUUACAAAUUCGUUCCUAUGCCAAAGAUGUACGCUUUGGAGCUGAAGUUAGGGCACUCAUGUUACAAGGUGUAGACAUUUUAGCUGAUGCAGUUGCAGUAACAAUGGGUCCAAAGGGACGUAAUGUUAUCUUGGAACAAAGUUGGGGUAGUCCAAAGAUUACCAAAGAUGGUGUAACAGUGGCUAAGGGUGUAGAGUUGAAGGAUAAAUUUCAAAAUAUCGGGGCAAAGUUGGUACAAGAUGUAGCUAAUAACACAAACGAAGAAGCAGGUGAUGGAACAACCACAGCUACAGUUUUAGCGAGAGCUAUUGCUAAAGAAGGCUUUGAAAAAAUUAGCAAAGGUGCCAAUCCUGUAGAAAUCAGAAGAGGUGUUAUGUUAGCAGUCGAUAAAGUUAAAGAAGAACUAAAGGCUCUAAGUAAACCGGUAACAACUCCAGAGGAAAUUGCUCAAGUAGCAACUAUUUCAGCUAAUGGGGACAAAGCCAUUGGUAAUCUUAUCUCCGAUGCCAUGAAAAAAGUUGGAAAGGAAGGUGUUAUUACAGUAAAAGACGGUAAAACGCUGCACGACGAACUGGAAGUUAUAGAAGGAAUGAAAUUUGAUAGGGGUUACAUAUCUCCCUACUUCAUAAAUUCUAGUAAAGGAGCAAAAGUUGAAUUUCAAGAUGCACUUUUACUCUUCAGCGAGAAAAAAAUAUCAUCUGUACAGUCUAUAAUUCCAGCAUUGGAAUUAGCAAAUUCGCAACGAAAACCGCUUGUCAUUAUAGCCGAAGAUAUCGAUGGCGAAGCUCUGUCGACGCUAGUGGUCAACAGAUUAAAAAUUGGUUUACAGGUUGCCGCGGUUAAAGCACCUGGUUUUGGAGACAAUAGAAAGGCAACGCUUCAAGACAUGGCAAUUUUAACUGGAGGAAUUGUGUUUGGAGAUGACGCGAAUCUCGUAAAAUUAGAGAAUGUACAGUUAUGCGAUUUAGGCGAAGUAGGGGAGGUCGUAAUUACAAAGGAUGAUACACUUUUCCUUAAAGGCAAAGGAAAAAAAAAUGACGUUGAUCAUCGAGCAGACGUACUUAGAGAUCAAAUUGCAAAUACAACUUCCGACUAUGAGAAGGAAAAAUUACAAGAACGUUUGGCAAGAUUAGCAUCAGGCGUUGCAGUUUUGAGAGUUGGCGGAAGCAGUGAAGUGGAAGUGAAUGAAAAGAAGGACCGUGUUCACGAUGCCCUAAACGCCACUCGUGCUGCCGUUGAAGAAGGCAUUGUUCCUGGAGGUGGUACUGCUCUUCUACGAUGUAUCCCAGCUCUUCGAAAUUUGAAAGCAUCGAAUAACGAUCAAGAAACGGGAAUAAAAAUAGUGGCAGACGCUCUGCGCAUGCCAUGUUUGCAGAUCGCUCAAAAUGCAGGUGUAGAUGCUAGUGUAGUAGUAGCAAAAGUUAGCGAAAGUAACCUUGGUUACGAUGCUCUGAAUGACGAGUAUGUCAAUAUGAUCGAAAAGGGUAUCAUUGAUCCAACGAAGGUAGUCCGUACAGCACUUACCGAUGCCGCAGGUGUUGCAUCGUUACUUACAACCGCGGAAGCAGUAGUUACCGAAUUGCCUAAAGAAGAGCCUCAAAUGCCAAUGGGUGGUGGCAUGGGUGGUAUGGGUGGUAUGGGAGGUAUGGGUGGUAUGGGUAUGUAAUUAAGCGAAAUCCCAUGCAAAGACUGAAUUUCAUAUUGUAAUUAAUGUUUGGCAAAAAUUGCAAUUCAGUCGCAAUAUCAUCUCACUUAUUGGAAAUUGCGAUUAGAACUGUAAGUAUACGACCCAUCAUUCUCCAAUCGUGUAUCCAGAAAAGCCGAACGUGUUUAAUUAUACUUUAAAGCAAAGGAUAGACACAUAGAAAACAAGUUUGUUCCCUACAUGUUGUAAUAUUUGUUCUAUACUCAUUUGUCUUUAUUUUGCAUUUAUAAAGAUUAUUGUUUUAUUGAGAAUGUACGUGUAAUGAAAAUUAAAUUUUCAUUAGAACAAAUGUAUAUUUGUUUUGAGAAGUUAUGUCGCGAUAAGAUUCAGGGUAAAUGAUCGAAUCGUCAUACUACCUUUCAAAAUUUGAAUUAAUUUGUAAAAUUCCUCUGGUUUCUUCCAACUAACGAGCCAUUUAUUUGUGUCUCGAAAACAUUUAUUAAAUUGUACACAAUAAACAAUUUUGUUUACUUUUUAUCAUUGAUCUCGCCAAAAAAUAAAAUGUAUCUGUUCACGAAUUUUUAAAUAGUUCGGAAUAGAAAUAAUAAUUUCUGGUGCAUUUUAUAUAAUUUCCUGUCUGUGUAGAUGAAUGAAAAUGCAAGUGUACAGACGUGUGUAUCGCAAUCAUCGCAAUAGGGUAAAAAUAGAAGUGUCGCAUACUUUUUGUAAGUGUUACAAUUUAUUUUUCAUUUUUUAGUCUCAAUAAAUGUAUGUUAAAAUGUA
Hylaeus volcanicus is the source of this 2633-nucleotide messenger RNA. RefSeq names its product heat shock protein 60A-like. Gene Ontology annotation, biological process: apoptotic mitochondrial changes; protein refolding; mitochondrial unfolded protein response. The record is from RefSeq and is a predicted model, not a curated record. The transcript is spliced from 4 exons. Gene Ontology annotation, molecular function: ATP-dependent protein folding chaperone; ATP binding; protein-folding chaperone binding. The coding region runs from base 162 to 1871 and encodes 569 amino acids. Gene Ontology annotation, cellular component: mitochondrial inner membrane; mitochondrial matrix. Lineage: Eukaryota; Metazoa; Arthropoda; Insecta; Hymenoptera; Colletidae.